Messenger RNA from Aspergillus melleus, 2127 nucleotides. It is a transcript of the gene MPP10, whose product is annotated as rRNA-processing protein MPP10. Gene Ontology annotation, biological process: rRNA processing. The transcript has a single exon. The coding region runs from base 1 to 2127 and encodes 708 amino acids. The record is from RefSeq and is a predicted model, not a curated record. NCBI's taxonomy places the organism in Eukaryota, Fungi, Ascomycota, Eurotiomycetes, Eurotiales, Aspergillaceae. Gene Ontology annotation, cellular component: Mpp10 complex; sno(s)RNA-containing ribonucleoprotein complex; small-subunit processome.
AUGAGCCACAGUAAACAUUUUCUGGACCAUGUCCCCGACGCUCUUGGUUCCGGCGACCGCAAUUUUGUCACCAAUACCGCCUUAUCUGCGCCAUGGACCUUUCUUCAUCCAACAAACAAGCUUCACACUCAAUCGGUGGCCCUUUCCAAGUACAUGAUCGAUGUGCUCGCUUCUUCGGUUUGCGCCUCACAAGGUGCGCGCCUUCAAAACAAUAGGAAGCGCAAGAGACCGGGAUCUUCUCAAGAAUCCGACAAUCACGUUUUGCAGCUCAAACAAUUAUAUGUGGACGGAUUUUCUUCCGAACAGAUAUGGGAGCAAGCCCUGAGAAUUCUCCAUUCCUCCAGUCAAGAAAUUGAGCAUGACUAUACGCGAAAUGUGUCUUUGCACCAUGCCCAAAUUGCUGCAACCCGUCCCGACAACGUGGAACUUGAAUCUGACGAACGGUCAAUUGGUGGCCUGAAUACCCCUCUCGGAGAUGAUACAGAUCAAUCAAGUGAUGGUUCCGAAGAAGCCGGCACAGAAUCCGCAGUGGAAUCUGAUGCCUCUUCGCACUCGGGUUCAGAACCGAGAGGUUUUGACGACAGAUCAGACGAUGGUAAUUCUGAAGAUGCGGGUGAUAUAAGUCACGACAAUCUUGGUCAGGAUACAUAUAUGCAAGAUCCCUUCAAUCUUAACGAUGGCUUUUUUUCGAUCGACGAUUUCAACAAACAAUCGGAGGUAUUUGAGAAACAAGAUGCCAGGGGUGGGCCAGAUGAUGAUGCCGAGAGUGAUGAGGAGGUUAUUAACUGGCAUUCUAAUCCGCUGGCAUCUACAAGCUCAGUCGCAAACUCCAAGCAUCAUCCCCGUGAUCUCGGCUCCGAUGAAGAGAGCGACGAAGAAGGGCCCACAUUUGAUAACAUGGGGGUUGAUCAUGGGCUGAGCUCAGAGGACGGCAGCGAUGCUGGUGACUCACAUGAUAACGGCUGGAUCAACACAAGCGACAUCAAGUAUUCCGAUUUCUUCGCGCCGCCUCCCCGUAAGGCCACCGGCAAGGUAUCCCGCCCCUUACCAAAAACGCAACCUCGCGAAACAAUUGUCGACAGCGAUAUAGAUCGUGCGAUGGCCGAUGCUCGCCGCGAUCUAUUCGACGACGAAAGUUCGGCCGACGAAAUGGAUGCCUCUGAUAACGUUUCAAGCGACCCCCAAGGCCAGCGUUCGACUCAUGAGAAACGGCGCGCACAAAUUGCCGAUGAGAUUCGACGCCUGGAAGCCGCCAAUGUUGCCAAGAAAGAAUGGAUGCUUGGGGGCGAGGCUAGAGCAGUUGAAAGGCCCGUGAACUCUCUCAUCGAGGAGGAUAUGGAAUUUGAACGAGUUGGGAAGCCGGUGCCGAUAGUCACUGCGGAAGUCUCGGAAGAUAUUGAGGAGCUCGUCAAGCGUCGAAUUCUGGCACGAGAAUUUGACGAGAUCAUUCGUCGACACCCUGGCGUUUCAGAUGCACGAGAUGCACGGAGAGGGCGAUUUGAAUUGGAUGAUGCUAAACCCCAGCAGGGUCUUGCCGAGCUUUAUGAAACAGACCAUCUUCGUGCCACGGAUCCGAAUUACGUUGAUCCAAAAGAUCAGAAACUGGUGCGAGAGCAUACAGAGAUCACUAAUUUGUGGAAGGAAAUCGGCUCCCAACUGGACACCCUCUCAAAUUGGCACUAUAAACCCAAAGCUCCACAGCCAAGUAUAAAUGUGGUUACUGAUGUGGCAACAAUCACCAUGGAGGAUGCGCGACCAACAGCAUCCAGCACUGUCAAUGAUACGGUUACUCUGGCACCACAAGAAAUCUAUACCCCCGGGGAUAAUGGCAAUGUUGCUGGCGAAAGGGUUCUGAAGAACGGAGUUUCGGUAUCCAAGGAAGAGAUGACGCGGGAAGAAAAGGCCAGGCUUCGGCGCCAGAACAAGAAGCAAAAGAAGUCCGGAAAUGACCCCUCAAGGCAAACAACUGGGAAAGCGGCCGAAAGACAACAAGUCGUGUCUGAUUUAAGAAAGGGCGGCGUUAAAGUUAUCGGGAAGCAGGGUGAGGUCACUGACAUUCAGGGCAACAGGGUUUCAGAGACGAGCGCUGGAGGCCGUGGAAAGGGUGCAGACAUGUUGAAGCUUUAG